This is a messenger RNA of Anoplopoma fimbria (sablefish), 3596 nucleotides long. Its product is annotated as putative leucine-rich repeat-containing protein DDB_G0290503. The transcript has 7 exons. The record is from RefSeq and is a predicted model, not a curated record. Lineage: Eukaryota; Metazoa; Chordata; Actinopteri; Perciformes; Anoplopomatidae. Bases 147 to 2942 code for a protein of 931 amino acids.
GUUAGAAACCAGCGGCAGCAUGAUAUAAAUGCAGUCAUAUUGAUACUGACUUCUUCUGACCUUCCCAGAACCAAGGGAAAACUGACCAUUAUCAGAAUGGAUUCAAUGGAAAUUGACGACAACCUUUAUAUGAAGAGAACCUCACAAUGGCGGAUUUUCAUAGAAAAAAGCAGCCCUCUAGAUGUGUGACCGUGUGUCUUGGGUUGCUGUGUGCUGUCCUGUUGGCUGGUAACAUAGGACAGUUUAUCUACUAUGAGAUAAUCAGCCAUCUCGUGUCAGCAGACCCGACUCAGGCCACCUACCAGGUUCAAGGAGACCGACUGCAGAGCGGUUAUGAUGCAUCAACUGCAGAGAGAAAACAGUUAGAGGUCAAACUGAGUAACCUGACUGAAGAAAAAGACCAGCUGCAGCAGAGUUACAAAGCUUUGACUACUGAGAGAGAUGAGUUCAAGACCAGUUCCAACAAUCUGAGAAAUGAGAAGGACCAGCUACAAGCCAGUUACAACACCUUAAAACAGGAGAGCGAUCAGAUACAGACGAGCUAUAACACAAUACAGAGGAGUCUUGAAGAGCUAAAGGCAAAUCACAAUAAUCGGACUGCGAGAGAAGACCAGCUGCAAAGAGAAAAAGAUGAGUUACAGGUUGUGUCUGUUACGCUGAGAGCAAACAGAGAUCAGUUACAGAGCAAUUUAUCUUCACUGCAGAGGAACAAGGACCAGUUGCAAGCAAGUUACAACACAUUAAAACAAGAGAACGAUCAGUUACAGACGAGCUAUAACACCAUGCAGAGGAGUCUUGAGGGGCUACAGGCAGAUCACAAUAAUCUGACUGCGAGAGAAGACCAGCUACAGACCAACUACGGAAACCAGCAAAGAGAAAAAGAUCAGUUACAGACCGAUUUAUCUUCACUGCAGAGGAACAAGAACCAGUUGCAAGCGAGUUACAACACCUUAAAACAAGAGCGCGAUCAGUUACAGACGAGCUAUAACACCAUGCAGAGGAACCUUGUGGGGCUACAGGCGGAUCAGAAAACUCUGAAAGCAACAAAAGACCAGCUACAGACCAACUACGGAAACCUGCAGAGAGAAAAAGAUGAGUUGCAGACUUUGUCUAAUAGGCUGAGAGCAAGCAGAGAUCAGUUACAGACGAGCUAUAACACCAUGCAGAGGAACCUUGAGGGGCUACAGGCAAAUCACAAUAAUCUGACUGCGAGAGAAGACCAGCUACAGACCAACUGCCAAAACCUGCAAAGAGAAAAAAACGAGUUACAGACUUUGUCUGUUACGCUCAGAGCAAGCAGAGAUCAGUUACAGACCGAUAUCUCUUCACUGCAGAGGAACAAGAACCAGUUGCAAGCGAGUUACAACACCUUAAAACAAGAGCGCGAUCAGUUACAGACGAGCUAUAACACCAUGCAGAGGAACCUUGUGGGGCUACAGGCAGAUCAGAAAACUCUGAAAGCAACUAAAGACCAGCUACAGACCAACUACGGAAACCUGCAGAGAGAAAAAGAUGAGUUACAGGUUUUGUCUGUUACGUUGAGAGCAAGCAGAGAUCAGUUACAGACGGAUAUCUCUUCAAUGCAGAAGAACAAGGACCAGUUGCAAGCGAGUUAUAACACCUUAAAACAAGAGCACAAUCAGUUACAGACGAGAUAUAACACUAUGCAGAGGAACCUUGAGGGGCUACAGGCAAAUCACAAUAAUCUGACUGCGAGAGAAGACCAGCUACAGACAAACUGCCAAAACCUGCAAAGAGAAAAAAAUGAGUUACAGACUUUGUCUGUUAUGCUCAGAGCAAGCAGAGAUCAGUUACAGACCGAUAUCUCUUCACUGCAGAGGAACAAGAACCAGUUGCAAGUGAGUUACAACACCUUAAAACAAGAGCGCGAUCAGUUACAGACGAGCUAUAACACCAUGCAGAGGAACCUUGUGGGGCUACAGGCGGAUCAGAAAACUCUGAAAGCAACUAAAGACCAGCUACAGACCAACUACGGAAACCUGCAGAGAGAAAAAGAUGAGUUGCAGACUUUGUCUAAUAGGCUGAGAGCAAGCAGCGAUUUGUUACAGAGCAAUUACGCUUCACUGCAGAGGAACAAGAACCAGUUGCAAGCGAGUUACAACACCUUAACACAAGAGCGCGAUCAGUUAAAGACGAGCCAAAACGCCAUGCAGAGGAACCUUGUGGGGCUACAGGCUGAUCAGAAAACUCUGAAAGCAACAAAAGACCAGCUACAGACCAACUACGGAAACCUGCAGAGAGAAAAAAAUGCGUUACAGGUUUUGUCUGUUACGUUGAGAGCAAGCAGAGAUCAGUUACAGAGCAAUUACUCUUCACUGCAGAGGAACAACAACCAGUUGCAAAGAAGCUUCAACACAAUGAGUUUAAGUAAGAAUUACUAUCAGAUCAGGUACAAUUCAAUGACGAAAGACAAAGAUCGAUUGCAAACCAGUUAUAAUUCUAUGCAGAGGGAAAAAGAGGAGUUACAGAACAAGUACGACAGUUUGGUCACAGUUAAAGACGAGUUAGAGAAGAAGCUCAACAAAGCGAGAGGCUUACCCUGUCAGAGAGGCUGGAGUAAGUUCGAAACCAGCUGUUACUUUGUUUCAACUCAGAAGAAGACCUGGAGUUCCAGCAGAGAUGACUGCAGAGCAAAGGGAGCAGAUCUGGUCGCCAUAGACCGCAGAGACGAACAGGUGUUUGUCAACCGGUUACUGAAGACAGGCCAAAAAGCCUGGAUCGGUCUGACUGACAGUGUUGUAGAGGGGAAAUGGACGUGGGCGGAUGGGACUCCAGUCACCACAACGUUCUGGCAGGUCGACCAGCCCAACAGCUUCUUAGGAGAACAGGACUGUGGAGAAUUUGUGGCAGAAAUAUUGGGAGUGGGAGAGUGGAACGAUCUUGGCUGUGUUGCUGCACGGAACUUCAUCUGCGAGAAAUAAGAUCACAAUGAUUCACGCAGUUCAUGAUGCUGUGUGGCUUUGGACUGUGGUUUUAUAUACAUAUACACAUCUUUAAUGAAAUAAUUCUACUGUCAAUCGUAUUCAUCAUAAUCAUGAACACUGGAGUUUAUUUUGAGUUACUUACUCAAUCCUUCAGUGGGAAAUACUCACUAGAAUACCUAUUGUGUUUUAAUCAAAAAGUCAAAAUAGUCCCCAGCAAAUACACAAUUUACUCCAUUUACUUCAGACAGUUCUGCCUAAAGACAGAAACAUCAAGUAGAUUUUGAUGUAUAACAUUGUUAGGAUUUUCAUAAAUGUAAUAUUUAGUUUGUGAUUAUUGUUUGAUCUUUGGGACUAUGAAUUUCUUGAUUGCACAACAACAGAUUUUGCUACCAAUGUCUAAAUAGUCUACAGUAGUUUUUCUUUGGCCGUUGGCAUAGCCUUAGUAAUGUUUGCAUAUUGACACCAGUUUGAUUACUUCAUAUGUAUGAAAAUGAAUUUAUAUGACAAAUAAUGUAUGUUACAAAUCACAUACAUAGAACCUUUUAAUGUAUCAUUCAUUAAUUACUUUUCUUUGUAAUGAGAACAAGAAAAUGCACACAAUAAAAAUGUAAUCUUUGUAUUUUCUGAAAAUAAAUCACUGUUUGUGUUUAA